Molecule: messenger RNA, 1098 nt
Organism: Haemonchus placei
Lineage: Eukaryota; Metazoa; Nematoda; Chromadorea; Rhabditida; Trichostrongylidae
Source: the annotation of a GenBank genome assembly
AUGACACCUGAGGAUAGGAAUGCUCUCAGCGAGUUGGAAGGCCGAAUCGCAGCCAUGGAGAGGAGACUACGAAACGCCAGAGUGGCCAGGGAUUCCUACGUAAACUUUCUGAAGGAGAAGUACCCUGGUUGGCAACCAUCGACAUCGUUCAAGGCAAGCAAUACAUACGAGGACACACUGGUGAAUCGGUUGCUCACUUCUGAGUACAACUGGGAUGAGGAGAGGGAUCAAAGGCAAAGAUUUGUGCUGAAACUGAAGCCGCGACCUCUCUACGAGGAUAUCCCAGCUAGAGGACCACUGUUGGCAUCGGAUUUGGAAAGGAUUCGGCGACGGCUAACGGAGAUUUCUGGGCAACUGCGUUCUAUCAGAGAAACUCGACUCAAUCUCAGCACAGAGGAUUACCUGAGGAGUAAAAUAAACAUUGAAGAUCGCUACGAUACCAAUUCAUCCCUCAUGGCCAUUCGCAGCCGCCUCAGCGACAUCGCGUUGACGACAUUUGAGCCCGUGGCAACACCAACGUCUGAGCAGAUCACCAACAUGAAGCUGGCUGAGGAACAUGACCAAUACAUCGAUGGUAUACGAGCUGGUCGCAUCCUCUCUUCCUUGGUAGAACUACCGAAACCAGCCGCCUCUACAACAUUCGAACAGCCAGCGACUGUAGAAAACGCUGUUGAAAUAGAUAAGUCUCAAAUACCGAAUGUACAACAAGAGGAGGUUCAUGACUCCAACAAACCGCAUGCAGCUCUGGAAGCGCACAUUCAAGAAAGGAGGGUGGUAACGAUCGCGAACGAAGUACCGCAACAGAGCCAAGUCAGUACAGUAUCAAAAGAACCACCCGCCCAAAUAGUUCCUUCUCGGCAGCCCUCCGUUUAUCAGAAGAUGAUGGGCAUUUUUGGUAACACCAAUAGCAGCGAUACUGACGAUGACAUCUCCCUACAAGUAAAGCCACCUCCUAGGAUUGUGGACACCCAAGCGUCACUGGCUCAACCCGUAGUACGACAAAGUAGCUCGAGUAUGCUAUCACAAUACUUAACCGCAGGAAACUCCACUGCCAAAGACGCCACUUCGUCGGAUAGUGACGACGAUUUCUUCAAAUGA